CAUAAAAAACAAAGAGGAGUGGAAAAUAACCAAGAAAAAGAAGAAAAGCUAAAAAAGACAAAGAGAGCAGAACAAUGGUUGCAGAGGAAGUGAUAAUUACAUUGUCCGGUGGAGCGCCAUGGGGCUUUCGUCUCCAGGGAGGUGUGGAGCACCAGAAACCACUCCAGGUGGCUAAGGUGCGUAAACGCAGCAAGGCAUGCAGGGCUGGGCUGCAGGAGGCUGAUGAGCUGGUGUCCAUCAAUGAACAGCCAUGUGGAACACUAUCCCAUGCUCAAGCCAUGGACCUUAUCGACAGCUCCCCUGGGAUAUUACACAUCCGGGUCAAAAGGGUGCCUGCUGGCUUUCAGUCCGUGGUACUUGUGACCCGUGCCCCAUCUCCCCGUAUAGACAAAGAGUACCGCGCUGCUCUGCGUGCCAUGUCACCCAGCCAUCCCCACCAUGCACCCAUCCGUGAGGUCCACCGCAGCCGCUCCUCCCUGACCAGUGGUUUGACAUCUCCACCUGGUAGUGAAGCUUACUACGGCGAGACUGAUAGUGAUGCAGACGUGGCGGGCUAUGAGAGGCAGCGCCGGCAGAAACGUCGCAGCCCCAGCAACUCCAACCCAGGGAAACCAACAGGACGAGCCUCCCCUGAGGGCGGUGAGACAUCGGAAAUGAGUGGCUAUGACAGUGCUCCAGAUGCACAUGCUUUCCCCACUUUGUUGGAUGGCCGUGGGGGAGAUGGAGAUGGAGGAGGGGGGCUACCAGGGGUGGCACGGAGGGAGGUGAUUUACCAGCCUCCUGGUCCAGGAAUGUGGUCCUCACAGACAUCCACUGAGACCUCCUCCAUCAUUUCCUCAGCAGAUGACCAGGGGCCACGGGAUGGAGGCCAAGAGGAGGAUAGUGGCUUUCUUGAGCCAGCCAAUGUGCCACUGGUAUCCCCUGAGAGGGCAAAGGAAGCCCUGAUGCUCGGCUCUCGCAGCCAGCUUGUGCCCAUGGUGGGUCCUGUGAAUAAACCCAUUGACGAGGAGCUUACAACAACCUACAUGGAAAAGGCUAAGCAAGCCAAACUGAACCGAGGGGACACACCGCAAGACAAACAUGUAAAGGAAGCCAAAAGCAAGUGUCGAACAAUUGCGUCCCUACUGACAGAUGCUCCUAACCCACACUCCAAAGGGGUGCUGAUGUUCAAGAAGAGGCGGCAGCGUUCCAAGAAGUAUACCCUCACCAGCUUCGGUAGUGUGGAUGAGGAUAGGUGUCCAGACUCACAAGAGGAGGAUGGGGUAUUCCCUGGCAGUGAAUCAGAGUUUGAUGAGGAUGGUUUCUCAGCAGUUCCUGACCCAACUUGGGAUAGUGACUACUUGGAUAUGUUGGAGAAGAGGGCAACUGCAGGCACUGAAGUUCGUGGGGAUGGAGCAGAGGAUGCUCCAAGUCCAGGGUUGAGUGAAACUGCAGGUAAGGGCGCCCAGUUGUUUGAACAACAGAGAAAGAGGGCAGCUGAGCAUGCCAAGAAGUUAGAGGCAGCACAACCACAGAUUCCUCCACAGUCCCAAGUCCAGGAGCAGCCUCAGAUGUAUCACUUACAUCCAGAAAUACAACCACAGAUGCAACCAAACCUCCAGCCUCAGCAGAUGAUACCACCUGGUCCUACAGCCAUACAGCAAGAGCUUUCUGAGGCACCAGGUCCAGUUGCAGCCCAUGGAAUGUCUAAUGGGGACCUAUCCUACUCUGCAGUUAGUACUGCUUGCGUGGUGAUGUCACCUCCACCUGUGGCACCCAAACCAGCCACUGCCUCCGUGACUAUUCUGACAAGACCUGCACCACCAGCUGAAACACCACUACCAGAAUUAUCUGCUAGUAAUGUUCUUAACAGAACAGCACGUCCUUUCACUCCUGGCUUUAUAAGCGUUCGAGCUGCAACUGCCCCUGUAACGUUCAGACCACCUGUUGCAAAGACAACCCAGCGUCCUGCCUCAACAGCUGUUGUGCCACCACCAUUCUCCACUGCCUCUGAACUAACCACUAAUGCUCCAUCUGUAAUGUCCCUGUGGCCCCCUGGUCCUCCAUCAGUGUUGCCCCCCUCAUCUUCUGCACCGCAGGCUUCCUUGGCCCUGACACCAGAAGUUCCUGUUACCUUUCACGCUCCAGCCAUCUCUACCUCUGGAGAAAAAAUUCAGUCAUCACCAACAAUAAACACUGUUCAUCAUGCUCCAUUUGCAACUGUACCCCCAGUGUGUAUGCCUUCAAUGCCCCUGACCAUGCAAGCACCAGUGUCUACAGCCCCAGUACCUCUUGUAUCUCAAAUUCCUGGUUCAGCUGACCCAGUAGCCCAAGUGCCUCCACUUCAGCUACCAGUUGCUCAGACACCUUCACCUCAAUUUUCUAUGACCCCUGUAGCUACAGUGUCAGUGGUCUCCCAACCAGAAGCUGUAGCUCCAACUCCUGUUUCAGGUCCAUCAGGUCGGACAGGAAUCUUACUUGAGGCUCGACGGCGUGGUGGCAAACCCAAACCUAUGUUCAAUGUGCCAGAUGUCACAAAGAAAUCCCCCAAUCCUGAUCUACUGUCUAUGGUGCAGAGGCUGGAUGACAGGUCCACACGACACAAACAUGGCCAACCACUGUCUGAGACUAUCUAUGAUGGUGAAGAGGAGGAGAUCAGUGGCGAGGUCGGCAUGGGGAGGGCACCUCCUCCAGUGGCACCCAAGCCUAGGGUCAUCCAUGAGGCCCCACAGUUUCUUCAAGCAGGGGGUAAAGGAGCCCAGCUGUUUGCCCGCAGGCAGAGCCGCAUGGGUAUGUAUGUAGUUGACACCCCACCUGAGACCCCUUACCCGCAGGAAGUGGCCUCGCACAGUGCUGCCCAACCUAUUGAUUCCUUGCCUAAUCCUUCCUUUCCCUCUCAGUGGAAAUACUCCCCGAAUGUCCGUGCCCCUCCACCCAUUGGGUACAACCCACUCCUGGCCCCCUCUAUCCCUACAGGGCCUCAGAAGGACACAGGCAAGCCAGACAGCAGGGGUAGAGGAGGCUCCCAAAGAGAGGGCAUCAAGGCUCUGGAUUUCAUGAGAAGGCAGCCCUACCAGCUCAACUCUGCCAUGUUCAACUAUGGGGGCAGUGCUACCAAUCUAUCAGCAAUGCCUUCUUACCAGGCCCAGAGGCAGCAGCAGGGUGACUACACACCAACAAUGGUGGGCAGUUCACUAAUCUCACCUAAGCAGAUCCCUAUCAAAACAGCUCGUGUCUUUGAGGUCAAGCGAUUCUCCACACCCACACCUAUGUCAGCUCCCACUCUGGCUCCAAAAGUCAUUGCACCCCGCUCAGCUACUACUCUUGGAGAACGUUUGACUCAUUCCGACAUGACCUCCCCACCUCCUGCUCCCUUCACUCCAACACCAGCUGCUCUGUUUACACCAGCACCAGUCAGUGCCCCAACCCCAGCUUCACCUCCGUCCCAACCAGCUGGACUGCCCAGUCUUCCAAAAUUCUCUGCCACCCCUAUUCCAAACCCUGUGCCCCAUGCAGUUCCUACACCUUACACUCCAGUAUCAUACACCACUGGGCUCCAGAACGCCAAGCAGUUCCAGAGCGCUCCCGAGCUCAGUAUCCUUGCCUCAUUGCCCCCACUCAAGUCCAACCCAGUUCAGGCACCCAAACCACGUUUUGUUGCCACCAAGGGGGGUGUCCAGCCCCGUGUCUGGAGGCCAGGGGCAAUGUGAACAGCAGUGAAUCAGUCACUACCACACUCGGACAUGUACUAUUCAUUUAGUACUGAAAUGAUUACUGAUUGUUGACAGAAAAUUUACAACGAUUUUGUUAACUGGUACAUUAAGUGAAGCAAAAAUGCCAAAAAUUGAUGGUGAUGACGUAAAUUGAAAUUCUCUGAGUAAUGGUGGUUGGGCAAACAAAAUAAGCAUUUUGAAAAAUAUAACCCCAGGCUUUGGGAAAUUGUGAUGGGCUUUUCUCACAUGAAUUCAUCAAUCAAUAAAAAUGUAACAAAUCAAUAAAAAAUAAGGAACCCUAAUAUCUAUUAAUUUUAAGCCUCAUAAUCAGCUAUAAACACAAGGUGAUGAAGUAAAAUAAGGUGAUGGGAGUGAUUCAGUAUGAAGCUGAAAUCCAGAAACCAGUCAGAUUUUUGCAAUAUGUUACAACUUGCUACAAACUGUAAUAGAACAUAAACAUCUACUUGCUGUUCAAAAUCCAAAAUGCCAACACAUUUAUUCACACAUAGACCUGAUUGACAAUAAUCAUAGAGUAUAGUAGCACAUACUGUAUGCUGUAUAGUCCACCAUAUGCCUGUCCUGGGAGAGGUUUGUGUAAGGCUUCUGGAGAUCUCUUUCUACUAUUGUAGCGGAAAUACCAUCUAAACAGAGCCUGUACUGAAUAUUCUUUGAAACUUGAAAUGUCUGAAAGAUGUUGAAAAAUGAAUAGUUGCAGUUCUGACCAUAGAUUAAAUCUCUGAAGAUGUUUAUUGCAGUAUGUUGACAGGUGGAGGAUCAUAAAGCAAAAAUAGCAGGGUUUCAUCUUUGAACAUGCAAUUCUGUUAUUCAGUACUUGUCCUACUCACUGACUUGCACAAAAUGUUUUUUACCCACUCUGUAGCAUAUGAAGAAGAAACCUAUGAUGACCUAGUCUUCUUGUCCAGGGGUUUUAAUUAUGCAUGACCGUUGAAAAUUGUGAAAUGUUUUUGAAUUAGUCAUCUCACUGUGGAACUACUAUAUGUGAAACAUUAGCUCUUGCAAGUGUUAGUGAGGUUGCUCACUAUAGCCAGAGAGAAAUGCUAUCUUUUUAGCAUAGGUCACAUUUAACAAGUGCUCAGACUGUCACUGAAUGUACACUCCUCACUGGAUGUUGCAGCUUCACAUUGCCACUUAGGCACACCAGAGUCUCUAUAGUAUGAGUGUGAUCUUUGCAGAUAUAUGUAAAUUCUUAACUUUUAUUAAACAAAUAACACAGACGAAGGAACGUGUAUUUUGUUUUGUUUAAUUGUGAUUUCCUCUGAAGUGGUGCAAGGGGAAGUAACUGACUGAGAGGCACCAGCAUUUAUAAAAGGGUUCAAGAAAUGAGAGUGGCUGUGGAGAGGGGAAAUAGGCAGUAUAAAGGUAGGCCAGUUUACUGAAAGGGGUCAUAGCUCACCAUUUCACACAAAGGGUUAUGGUCAGAUGUUGAUGCAUGGCAGAAAAUUGGGACUUAUGGUAUGGUUGAAUUGCACAUUGUUAUGAAAUACCACAGCCUAUUAAACAAAGUUAAAAAGGAUGGGCAGGAAAGUUUGGUACCUGAAGUUAGUUGGUAAAGCUAAAGAAGCUGAUGGAAAGAAGCACGGAAUUGUGUUUCCAUUAACCAUGGUUGUAAUCAAAUAUUAAAGAUUAACAUGAAAUAACUAUAUACCUUUCGAAAAGGUAUGUUAAUGGAAACAAGCAAGAAACAAAGAAAUGAAUAUGUUGUUUUGAGCUGUGGAAUUCUUGGGGAAAUAGUUUUUUUUGUUUUUUACCAUUUUUAAAAUACAAUUUAUUUUGAAGCUUUUACUUGUUUUCAUAAUAUGGCAAUGAAAAAUCUAGAGUGUGGAUAUAGUUGUG
Molecule: messenger RNA, 5546 nt
Organism: Chelmon rostratus (copperband butterflyfish)
Lineage: Eukaryota; Metazoa; Chordata; Actinopteri; Chaetodontiformes; Chaetodontidae
Gene: synpo2la
Product: synaptopodin 2-like a
Exons: 4
Coding region: 75-3689 (1204 amino acids)
Biological process (GO): positive regulation of actin filament bundle assembly
Cellular component (GO): actin cytoskeleton; Z disc; nucleus
Molecular function (GO): actin binding
Source: RefSeq, a predicted model, not a curated record